Durusdinium trenchii is the source of this 3057-nucleotide messenger RNA. The record is from the annotation of a GenBank genome assembly. Lineage: Eukaryota; Dinophyceae; Suessiales; Symbiodiniaceae.
AUGGCUGAUCCUGCCAGUAUGGGCGCGAGCGUCCAGGAUGACCAGCUGCAGCGUGACAUGAACGCCUUACAGGAGGGGAUUCGCCUUUUGUUCACCAACGACUUUCAAAAGGCGGAAGAGACCUUCCGAGAAGGAUCCCAACGUGAACGACCUCGGAUACGACCGGCAAAUGACAGCACGCGGGAUACGCGUGGGGUCUUCGCCCUGAUUUACACGAUGGUGAGCUUCAUGUUUGGUUUGUUAUCCUUUGCCAACGACCAGUUGGAUGAGUGUUUGACCCGAGUUUGGACGGCAGAAAGUCUGUUGCUGGAGGACGCGCCCUGGGUGGGACAGAAGAUGCUCCUGGGGAUGGUCUACCUCAUCGCAGGAGUGGUGCAAGCGGCCAAGAAUGCGUGGCUGAAGUCGGGGGUGAACUUGGUGCGCUCGCUGCGCUACAUCAAGGACUUCGAAGAAGGCCUCCAUUUCAGUGGCCGUGAAGCGCACUUCGUCCGCAGCUUCGCGGGCUUCGUCAUGGGCCUUUUUAACUUAGUCUUGUCCAUGCUGCCUCCGCAGAUGCUCCGCGUCGCGUCCCGUGCGGGCGGACGCACCCUGCAGGGCAGCCGCACCGAUGCACUGGAGCUGCUGCAUCAGUGCUAUGUUCAGGAUGGCAUCAUGGCGCCGUUUGCUGUUUUAGUGCUUUUGUGUUACAACAUUUGGAUAAAAACCUAUCUCGGGGAAGCGAUCACCGAUGAAGACUUCGCGGCAUCCAAAGGCUUUCUCCAGUGGGCUUCGGAGCGGUACCCGAGCAGUGCGGUCUUCGAGUUCUGGCAGGCGGAGCUCCAUGUGAUCCGCACCGAGGUGCGCGAAGCUUCCGAGUGUGUAGAGCGAGUGCAUUCCGUGCUGGCGCAUUUGAAGCUCCCAGCGAUUGACUCCUUCCUGGAGCAAAAGAAAGCCAUGUUCUCCUUGGCCCUGCUGGAGUGGCCCGAGGCCGCCAGUGGCUUUGAGGAAUCCUUGGCGGUCUCUGUAGCGCGCCAACGGCGCUCCUACGUUCCGACCUUGUCCUACCUGGCUGGCCUGUGCCGAGUGGUCAGUGGACAGGCUGCCGAGGCACGACCCAACUUCGAGCGUGUGCAGCAAUACUCGAAGAUGCGGAAAAGAAAUUGGCCACCCGAAGAUGACCUGGCCUUUGCCAAGGUGAAGGAGUUUGGGCCCAGUUCGUGUACCACGCCGCGCCGGGCAUUGUUGGAAUUGGUGGAGAUAUCCAUGCUCAAGAUCCAUGUGCUCCACACCAUGCCUGGUGAAGAGAAGAGGCGACUGAAAGAGAAGCUUUUGGAAGAGCACGAGGGUGAAGCAGCUGAGGAAGCCGCCCGUGGCCUCUUGUUUGCUGCGGAGAUCUCUCGUUUGCAGGGCGCCUUCGAGGUACAGUCAAACGGUCGCUGCUUCUCCCCUGGCCGUCACGCCAUGGGAAGUCCCGACUCCGAGUCUGAGAAGUCCUGGAAAUCCGAGGAUGCCGACCCCAGAGGAAUGGGCACCGUGCUUCCCUCAUGUGCACAGAAGAAGCUGAAUGGCCACAGCCGCUUGGAGCCGGUGAGAAAUGCCUACAAUGGACGUGACCCCUAUUUGCCUCCAGAUGGGGGGGGGAAAGCAGAGGGCAAAGGAGCCCAGUCGCGAAGGCAUCCCUGGCAAGAAGGCUGGGAGGCCUCCACGAGCGACUUCUGCCAGAUGCGAGCCCCGAUUGAGCCUCCAGAGCGCGAUCGCUGGGCGAGAAGUGCUCCCAACGGCUUCCUGCCCGCCCCGCUUGUGCCUGCACCGCCGGAACCCACGGCCGUGCCCAAGGCAGCUCCACCCAUGCCACCACCGGAGGAGGAUCACCCCGAUGAAGAUCUCCGCCCCGAGCACCGCCGCAUCUUCCAGCCAUUGCUGCCGUCCAAAUCCGCGCCCGCUCCCGUCGAGGCGGCGCGCCGGCCGUCGCGCUUCACCCACGCCGGCUCCACCGCUGGAGAGGGCGCGUCGGGCUCCGCGGGCGCGCGAGAGACAGAGUGGUCAGCGACAGAAGAUCCGCUGGGAUACUUGGAUUACAAGUCGCGGAUGAGACAGAUCAACGACGGCUCAUUUCCCAUUGACGCUGUGGAGGUGGCGUUGGUGGCCCCAAUGGCUUCCACUCCUGGGUUCCUCCCUUGCGCUGUGGAGGACAUUUUGCUCCUUCUUUUCGUAUCGAAUGACAAUGCCUUGGUCCAACGCUUGGACUCAAACGCCAAGCGAGGCUGGCUGCCCUUGAGGAACCUCAGGCCCCUGGGUCCCUAUGACUUCUUGGUGAAAGCCUUUGUGGACACUGGGCGGCCAAAGCUGCAGAAGUCUUCAGAGCGACCCCCAUCCGACAUCCUACCUCUUCCACAGAUGGAAGGUUCCUGCGACGAUUUCAAGGUCUUACAAUGUGAGGAUGGUUUGCAGGACCAUUUCACUUUUCGAGAGGGCCGCAACGUGGGCUUGGUGGCCGAGCCCAUCACCCUGGGGCCUACGACCUCGGCGCUCAUGGUGCUCGCGGAGAAUUCCACGUUGGGGAAAUGGAACAGCUUCUGUCGAAAGUAUUUUGCCAGGGACCAGCUGCUCCCAGGUGAUUUGAUCAUCGAAGCCAAUCGCAACCAGGGAUCGGAGUUGAUGCAGCACACCUUGCGACAUGACGUGCACAUGUUGGAGUUGCAUGUGGUGAGAUGUGCGUUGCAUUUGGACCCCCGGCAAUCCUUGGCAGAUCAACUGGCACAGCUGGGAUUGGACCAGGGCGAUGGUGCCACCGCCCAGAGCAUGGACAUGGGGGACACCGGUGGAGCCUACGCAGAGGAGGCGCGCCGCUUCGGUGCCCAGGCGCAGCAGCUUUUACCCAAGCUGGGCCCACGAGGGCAGAGCAACGGCACAGCUGCCGCGCUGCACCUGACGUUGGCCCUGCUGGGUGUCGACGGGCACUUGACAGCCUUGGACAAAUGCCCUCGCUGCUGCCGGGCCUACGAUGAAGCGAUUAAAUUCAAAAGGCCAGACUCCUUUUUACCCGGACAGGGUGAUAGAUGGCCGUGGGAAGAGUGA